AAUAACCGUCCUGGAAACCCCCGAAAUGGGAUGAUGACGUAAUGGAAGGCCGUCGGGCACGGUAUCUUUUAUUCCGCUCUCGCUCCUCGAAAUCAUCUACACGGUAUACUCGAGACCGGUUGUCCUAUGAGACGAAACAGCUGGACUGAUUGACUGACUGACUGACACGUAUGGCGGAUGGCGAGCAGGGGAGCAGGUAGCCGCAGCAGUAGGAGCAGCAGCACUAGCAGCCUGAGCCACGAGCAUGAUGAAGCAAAUCAAGAGGCCGCCGUCGAAAUCGAGGCUGAGGGAGACGAGGCGCACGAUGAUCCACUCAACAUCUAUGAUACUGGUCUCUCAAACUUAUUUUCCAUCCCUCCCAUAGCAUUUUCAACCACAUCGCCUACAUCGCUAUACAUAUACGGACCCCCACCUGCAGCACGUACACAGACGCCUAUAAGGCUGCGUGUGCCUACGCCCGGCGCUAGUGUGUUUAACAAGCUUCAAGCCAAUCAUGUUUGGCUUUCUGCGUUAUACCUCGCGGAUCAAAUCACGACUGGAGAGGUUCAGCUCGGCUCGAGGGUCCUGGAACUGGGUGCAGGGGCCGGAUUGCCAGGUAUAGCUGCUUGUUUACUGGGUUGUGACGUUCUCUCCACCGAUUGGGGAGAUGAGGAUAUCCUGGCGUGUCUGGAAAGCAAUUUCAACAGGAAUUGCGAAACAAAAUCCGCUGGUCAUUGGGCGGCAAUGUCACAUGAAUGGGGCAGUGAUCCGAUAAAACUGCUGGCCUUUGGCUCACACCCAAGCGGUGAAGACAAAGCCGUGUCCAACAUAGGUUCACAUGACCCCAAGCCCAAACGCUUCGACACCCUCCUUCUCGCCGAUACCCUUUGGGUCAGCUCGGCCCACUCUGUCCUUCUUGACUCGAUCCAAGCGCUUCUCGCCCCGAAAGGUAUGGCUCAUAUCGCCGCUGGACUACAUACUGGCCGAUGGCCGGUGGAGUCGUUCAUAAAGCAAGCAGAGGAGAGAGGAGCCCAUAUCGAGAGGGUCCGUGAGGUCAGGUGGGCAGGUGCUGGUCAGUGGGAGGUGAUGGACCAGGCAGACGACGCGUGAGCGGUCGAGCCGACGUGGGUGUCGGCUUCGCCCUUGCCUCGGCCUGAUUUCGCAUCUGCAGAGACAAGAUCCAUGCAUGCUCUCGCGUCUGGCAAAGACGGCUGGAUGACAACUAGUAAUGCGUCGUCACCCUGGAACCGUCGACUCUGCCUCAAGGGAGCGGUCCUCGUCAUACUCUGUCUUGGUCCCAGGGUCGAAAUAGUGGAACUCGAUAAAGUAGGCUGCAAAUAGUAACUCGACAGGUCCUUUUCGUCCUGUCCUUCAACGACCGAUGAUCGCGGACCAACUCGAUUGAU
Kockovaella imperatae is the source of this 1385-nucleotide messenger RNA. RefSeq lists its product as hypothetical. Gene Ontology annotation, molecular function: protein-lysine N-methyltransferase activity. The record is from RefSeq and is a predicted model, not a curated record. Gene Ontology annotation, biological process: peptidyl-lysine dimethylation. NCBI's taxonomy places the organism in Eukaryota, Fungi, Basidiomycota, Tremellomycetes, Tremellales, Cuniculitremaceae. The coding region runs from base 178 to 1089 and encodes 303 amino acids. The transcript is spliced from 3 exons.